Messenger RNA from Fundulus heteroclitus (mummichog), 901 nucleotides. It is a transcript of the gene ciao2b, whose product is annotated as cytosolic iron-sulfur assembly component 2B. The transcript is spliced from 5 exons. Gene Ontology annotation, biological process: iron-sulfur cluster assembly. NCBI's taxonomy places the organism in Eukaryota, Metazoa, Chordata, Actinopteri, Cyprinodontiformes, Fundulidae. Gene Ontology annotation, cellular component: cytosolic [4Fe-4S] assembly targeting complex. The record is from RefSeq and is a predicted model, not a curated record. Bases 123 to 602 code for a protein of 159 amino acids.
CGUUGGUUUCCGCUAAACCCGGAAGUGCUCGGCCAGGUUGCUAUUUCUAGCAUCACAGCGCAGCGCGACGGCUUCAACUUAUGACUUUCUUCUGUGUAAAAGGGCGUAAGAUAUAAGUUAAAAUGUCCGGAGGGCUCCAGCUGGAGAAUGCCAACCCGGUGAUCUUCCAGCGCUCCGGGGAGAGGCUGCUGACGUCCUCCGAGGAGGACGGAGACGUUCACGACCCCAUCGACGACAGGGAAAUAUUCGAUCUGAUCCGGUCCAUCAAUGAUCCGGAGCACCCGCUGUCUCUGGAGGAGCUCAACGUGGUGGAGCAGGUUCGAGUUCAGGUCAACGACACAGAGAGCACUGUGAGCAUCGAGUUCACUCCCACCAUACCCCACUGCAGCAUGGCGACGCUCAUUGGCCUGUCCAUCAAAGUCAAGCUUCUGCGCUCCUUGCCAGACAGGUUCAAAAUCGAUGUUCACAUCACUCCUGGAACUCAUGCCUCAGAGGAAGCAGUGAACAAGCAGCUGGCGGACAAGGAGAGAGUGGCUGCAGCUUUGGAGAACUCGUCCCUGUUGGAGGUGGUCAACCAGUGCUUGUCCAGCAGGACCAUCUAAGCAGCCUGGCAACAUGUUUUUGGAUUUUUUUCUGGCAGUGGAAACCCGGACAGCAUUAUAUGUUCACUAACCCUCAGUUGUGCUAUACCUAGCAGGUCAGACCUCUCUUUGUGAUGUGGAGCUGCAGCUGAUGGUCAUUAGGUAAUAAAUCACAGCCAAAUGUCUGUUAGGUUCAUCAGUAACAGACUUUGAGAUUUACUUUCUGUCUUUUAUAUAGAAGUUUUGUUGUCGAGCGUUUGUUCUUGCCUGUAUAUAAUAUGCAUAUUUUUCAAGAUUUAAUAAAAUCACUCAGAAAACAA